CCACAUUCAUUCCGACAUCAUCAACGAUUACAACAACCUCACACCCACUUCCUGUCCAUCUUCUUUGUUUCCCACACCAUCCUCAUCAUCCCCAACGUCACCUUCAUCCUCCUUCACUCCAUCAGCACCAACCACUAUGAUGAAGUUCUUCUUCUACAUCCACAUACAAUCUCUCGAUGAACCGUUCGUUUUCUCCUGCAAUGCCGAAAGUGAGAGGUUGAGGUGGAUUCAAGUGCUGAAUGGCGAUGCAGGCAACAACAAUCAUUCCUACUCGCCCAACAAUUGUGUUCAAGUUUGCGCCAUAUCCUGCCAUGUUCCGCGCCAGUUGGACGAGCUCGAUGUGCAAGCGGGCGACUUUCUCAAUCUUUCUUUGGCGUUCGUAGAUGGUUGGUGCGAAGGAGAACGCAUUCGAGACGGGAGGAGAGGUUGGUUCAAGAAAGAGUGCGUGCGGUUGGUGGAGAAUGAACACGUGAAGAUGAGGAACGAACAGACCAGGGAACGUUUCCUUACACACACACAACCUGACGAUAACAAGUGAUGCCAUCUCCACGUACUUCCUACAGUUCACAAUUUUUACUAAAAACUAGUUUAAUUGAAACUCUGCUAAUGAACUUCGUAGAACAGUGUCUGAAUUGCUUGUGCAACUUUCUAAAGCAUCUUUAAAAGUUUAAAUUAUUUACAAAAUGUAGUUUUGACAUUUGUUUUAAAUAAUAACAUUAAUUUUCAAAAAUAAUGGCAGUUUUCAUUGUUGUUUAAUGUUCUAAAAUUUUAAAAGCUUUCAUAUUAAAAUAUAAGAUAAAGUUAGUUUUUGAUGUUACUUCUCAAGCCGAAAGUUUAUUCAUAGUUUUUUUUUAUUAUUUUGAUAAAAUUGUCCCUGCUUCAUGUCUUCCAUAAUAAUUAAUGAUGCCACAAGUAAUUUACACGAAAAUAAUUAAAAACAAUCGU
Helobdella robusta is the source of this 945-nucleotide messenger RNA. RefSeq lists its product as hypothetical. Lineage: Eukaryota; Metazoa; Annelida; Clitellata; Rhynchobdellida; Glossiphoniidae. Gene Ontology annotation, molecular function: protein binding; guanyl-nucleotide exchange factor activity. The transcript has 4 exons. The record is from RefSeq and is a predicted model, not a curated record. The coding region runs from base 137 to 538 and encodes 133 amino acids. Gene Ontology annotation, biological process: activation of GTPase activity.